Meloidogyne enterolobii is the source of this 625-nucleotide messenger RNA. The record is from the annotation of a GenBank genome assembly. NCBI's taxonomy places the organism in Eukaryota, Metazoa, Nematoda, Chromadorea, Rhabditida, Meloidogynidae.
UUCCAAAAAUCUCGAAUUUAAAAUGAAAGGAGAUGUAUGUAAUCAAACAGCCGCAAUUUUUGAGCGAACUGGGUCCCGUUCUUUAGUAGUUGCUGGUGCUACUCGUUACUCAGUCCGAGGAAACCUCACUUCGUCUUGCCAGCCAAGAAAUGCAAUAGCUGAUGCAGCACAUAAUAAUUUAACAAUGUUUCAUACAAUGUGUGUUGGUGUUUUUGAAGCUUCGAAUGAGGGGAUUUUUAUGCAAUGGCAUGGCCAACAGAGUUGCCCACAAUCUGGAGCAUUUAUCAGUGCAGGAGCUAAAGGCACAAAUCCCAUCUACAAGGACAAGGAAGCAUAUGUAAACAAAUUGGUCUCCACAGUAAAUAAACUCGUAGGAGAAGACAUCGCAACUACGCCAUUGCAGGAUCGUAAAUGCUCCUUGGUCGCUUCGACAAACGUUUUUGGUCGAAUUGUAAAUGGAGUGGAAGAGGAAAAUGCUUGUGAAGGGAAAGCAGACCCAAAAAAUGUCACAGGGAAUUUCAUACAUAUUGAACAACAAAGAAAGUACAGGGAUGAUUGGGCAAGUAAUCUUUCCUAUAUUCCUUUAAAACUUGAUAUUUUAGAUCCUCUGGAUAAAUGCAAUUAA